This is a messenger RNA of Pararge aegeria (speckled wood butterfly), 2629 nucleotides long. RefSeq names its product E3 UFM1-protein ligase 1 homolog (gene Ufl1). The transcript has 6 exons. The record is from RefSeq and is a predicted model, not a curated record. Lineage: Eukaryota; Metazoa; Arthropoda; Insecta; Lepidoptera; Nymphalidae. Gene Ontology annotation, cellular component: endoplasmic reticulum membrane. The coding region runs from base 225 to 2528 and encodes 767 amino acids. Gene Ontology annotation, molecular function: UFM1 ligase activity. Gene Ontology annotation, biological process: response to endoplasmic reticulum stress; protein K69-linked ufmylation; regulation of proteasomal ubiquitin-dependent protein catabolic process.
CACGGUUAACACGUCAACCCUUAGUGGAACUUGGAACUUUCAAAACUAUAACAUUUUAUUGGAUGACCUUUAAAUUUAAAAAUUCCAUUAAUUCUAUAAAACACCUGAGUACCAAAUUUAUAGAUGAAAAAACUUACUAUUAAACUUCAAGUUUUUUGGUUUUUAAUACUUACAAGUUGUGAAAAAAAGUAGAAAAUUAAUAAUAAUAUAUUAUUUAUCAAGAAAUGGCACCAUCGACUGACUGGGAUGAAAUCAAGAGGUUGGCAGCAGAUUUUCAGAAAGCACAAUUAACCACUACAGCACAAAGGUUAUCAGAGAGGAACUGUGUUGAAAUUGUAUCAAAGUUAAUUGAACUUAAAUUACUAGAUGUGAUUUUCACAGUAGAUGGCAAAGAGUAUUUAACACCGCAGCAACUUAUAAAAGAGAUAAAAGAUGAAUUAUAUGUACGAGGUGGACGGGUCAAUACAGUUGAACUUGCUAAGGAGCUCAAUGUGGAUCUCAAUCAAAUAAAUAUAUAUGCUGCUGAUAUAGUCAAGAGUAAAGAAGUGCAGUUGGUUGCAGGUUCAUUGAUAACACAUUAUUAUUUAGAAAAGAUUGCAAGGGAAAUAAAUGAGAAGCUCCAAUUACAAGGACAAAUCACUGUGGGAGAUUUAACAUUACAGUAUGACUUGCCAGCAGAACUGUUGCAACACAGUGUUUUGGAAAAAUAUUUGGGCAAAUUAAUUUGUGGUAGACAAGAUCCUUCUGAUCCUAGAAUAUUUUACACUGAAGAAUAUAUAACUAGGACAAAGGCAAAGAUCCGAGGAGCUUUAAUGGGUCUUCUUAAACCAACCCCUAUUAGUCUCAUCAUAAGUCAUUGUAAUUUGGCAGAGCGUCUCUUCUUAUAUCUUUUUGAUCAAUUGAAUGCACCUGGGGUACUCACUGGCAGGCAAUCAGGAGCACAAUAUGUACCAUCAUGUUAUACUAAAUCUCAAAAUGAGUGGGUUAUGAACUUUUAUAAACAGAACAACUAUUUGGAAUAUGAUGCUUUAACUCGUCUGGGUAUAUCAGAUCCUAAAGGUUAUGUUAAAAGAGUUUUGUCCAAUGAAGACUUGACAUUUUUAAGAAGUUGUGUGAUUGGGUCACAAAUAAAACAACAAUUAGAAAAUGCUCUUGAGGAAUGUAUUGCUUCAAAGAGUUAUUUAGAUGUUGUAUCAUUGCUGCCGUCCGUGUUAUCAGACGAAGAUAUUGACAAUGUCCUUGAGACUCUAUUAAAGGAUAACUUAAAAUCAACUAUUCUGUUUGAAAAAACUGUCUUUAGCAAUCAAUUUAUUGAAAACUUGAGACAAGCUUGCAUGCCAAUAGUGCAGAAGAAUGCCGAGACUAUUGUCAACUCUGGCAAAUACCAACAAUUUUGCCUUGAAAAGCAACUAGCUAAAUCUGAGAACCAACAUCAAUCACACAGCUUUGUCGAUCAUAAAGCUGAAAGGCGUGAAGAGCGCAGAAAGAAAGCAAGUUCUGGAAAAGUUGGUGGAGGUACACAAGGCAGGGAAACGAAAACAAAAGCAGUUAAGAAACAUCCCAGAUCUAAACAGACUGCGCACGAUUCAGAUUCUGAUGAGGCACCAAGUGCAUCCAAGAAAAAUCAAGAUAUUUUAGAGAUUGUAAGCAAUGAAGAUGUAGAAAGUGUAAUUAAAGAAUCUCUGGAGAAUGAGGGGCUAGAAGAUCUAAUAGACCAAAUUGCUGAAUACCUUCAAGGACAUCUGAAUCAAACUGCCUUAGCAUUAGCAAAAGAACUGGCUGAAAAGCUGUUACAAGAUGCCAAUCAAAAUAGAAAGCAAACUCAUUCUUCCGCCCAAGACAGAAUUAAUGUUCUUAUAAAUGAUAUUAAAUUAUAUGAGAAGGGUUUAAAAUUAUUUUCAAGUGAUCAACAUGCUCAAUUUAUUAAAUACCUCCUUAAGUCCUUUGGAAGUGAUAUUCUUUCAGAAUUCUGCAAGUACGCAGCAAAUCAAUGCAACCUAUCUGUGCAAGUUGAUGUUUUGUCAGUUGAUCAGAGAAAUAAAAUAAUGAAUGAUUUAUCAGAUGAAUAUAUGAAACCAUUGCGUGCCCUAAAUGUAACAUUGGGUGAACAGAAUAUAGAGCAAUUUUAUCAAGCUGUGGAUGUAUGCUUAUCAGAAUGUGGAAUGAUUUUAAAAAAAGUUGACAAAAAGAAGGACAAAAUUCUUGUUCAAAAUCAUCGAGAGAAGCUUAUAGCUGAGUUAGAAAAUUGUGAAGAACCUGCGUUAGUUUUGCAUUUAGUAGUACUCGCCCUGUUUACUAUCCUGAAUCAAAAUAUGUUGCAUGCAUCUGGAAGACAAGUUCCAAUUAUUAUAUCGUUUUUGAAGUCACAAUUGAAAGAAGAAGAUUUUGAAAAACUUCAGAAGUAUCAUGAAUUGGUAGCUGCUUACUUAACUGCCUCAGAUGAACACAGAAGUAGUAUUGAAGAAAAACUCAAGGAAGACAUGCCACUCAUUAAGAAUCUGGUCGCUGAAGUUAAGAAAUAUAAGUAGUGAUCGUUAGUUUUGUAUAAUAUAGAAACUGAAUAAUUCAUAAUUUGACUAAAUGAAUAUAUUAUUAUAAAAUGAAAAAAGUAUUUAAAUUUUAUGUAGUA